Molecule: messenger RNA, 1143 nt
Organism: Phlebotomus argentipes
Lineage: Eukaryota; Metazoa; Arthropoda; Insecta; Diptera; Psychodidae
Product: stimulator of interferon genes protein homolog
Exons: 3
Coding region: 1-1035 (344 amino acids)
Biological process (GO): positive regulation of type I interferon production; positive regulation of macroautophagy; reticulophagy
Cellular component (GO): endoplasmic reticulum membrane; autophagosome
Molecular function (GO): 2',3'-cyclic GMP-AMP binding; cyclic-di-GMP binding
Source: RefSeq, a predicted model, not a curated record
AUGUUGACAAUGCCAUUUGACAGUCGAGUCAGUCUUUUUCUAGCAGUUGCAUGGAGUCGGGAGUAUUCUGGAAACUGCCUAUUUUUCCGCCUUAUCGCAUGGAAACCACACAUAUUCCGGUUCCAAAUGCAAGGUGUCAUCAACCUCCUGAAUAGUUCAGCGAUAUCCUUAGCCUUUGGUGACAUCCUCUGGCGAGGAAUUCACUUUGCCUUUGAGACAGUUUACCAUCGUGAGAGAUACAAUGGGAUACUGCAAGUGGCUCAGCUUGUAUUCACCAGGAGUUCCUGGUCAUUCAGCAUUUUGGGUCUAAAACUCUUCUGGAGUUUUUACACGGGAAACUUCGGAAAUCCCUGCGAAGAAAUAUACAAACCGGUGCUGUUUGGCCUCCUGUACUGCUUCUUCCGGUGGCACUACGAAGGCUCACCCCUCGCCAACAUGAGAUCCUUGCGCACUCUUCGCGGUUUGGACUGCGGAACGAACAUGGCGUAUAGCUUCUUUCACGGUUACCUCAAUAUCAUCCUGCCCAACAGGGGAGACGCCAACAUGGGUCUGGUGGAAAGAAUUGAAAUCUUCGAGUCCAACGAAGGCAUUGAGAUUCCCGUGAAGAAGCUCUUCCUGCUCAUUCCCAAUGAUCUCUACUUCCCACCCCGUCUGUCCGACAUGUCAGACGACAUCGUGAUGAUCGGAAGAUUGGAAUACACUCUGCGCGAUCGCGCCGGCAUCACUGGUCGCCAGUACACCAACACCGUGUACCAGCUCCUGCCACAGAAAAUUUACGUGGUGGCCGAAGGCGCAACGCCUCUGCUCACGUUCCUGGAAAGCUGCCGUCAGGACGAGAUCACCAACAGCUGCUCUCGAGAAGUCGUCGCGAAGUUCCACCAGACCUUGGAGCGCCUGCUAAACUCCGUUCCGGAGUGUCGUGACACAUUUGUCUUGAUUCCCUUCAGCGAGAAGACGAGCUCCGGUGAGCCAACAAAUGUGGCAAAGCUCCUCUCGGAUGCUAUCAGGAAGCAACUCUACCUCAAAGCAGCAUGACAAAGUUUUUCCCACGACGCACGUUCGGCUCUCUUCACGUCGUUGCUUGGCUGUCAGUGCAAUUUGGGAGAUCUUCUGUGCGGAAAAAGGGCAAAAAUGCUGUGAAAA